AUGUUAAAUCAACCUCCAUCUCCCAAGGAUACAUCGGCUGACAUUGACUUUCAGCAACAAGUGGACGUCAUCACUUUUGAUGAGAUGGACCUCAACAGGCCAUCUUUGCCUUCCAAACCUGAACCUGCUAAUCCGAAAAGGAAGAGAGAGCAGAAAGGCAAAGACGUAGUGGAGGUUGGGAGGUCUUGUCUUGCUCAUGAAGACGAAGCCCAACGAGCUGCAAAGCAACAAAAGGAGCAAAUAGCAACCCUCAAGAAGAAAUUGGAAGAAGCCCAGAAGCUCAAAGAUCAGGCGGAGAAGUUGAAAGCUAAGAUCGAGAAGGCAAAAAUAGAGGCCGAGAAGGCUAGGGACAGGGCUGAACAGGAUGGUUACGACGUCAGCGUAGCUAAGACCAAGGAUACCUUCCGGGCAAAGGUCCCUGCUGAGCAGUUAAAGGAACCUGAAGUUUCAAAGGAAACAUCCUCAAACAAGACCGCAGAGGUUCCACAAGAUGGGGCAGCUUCCCAAGGUUUUGAACAGGCCUUAGCUUCAAUUACCAUGCCUGUCGAGGGAGCCCCCAAAGAGAAGGAAAAAACGAUUCCUACUGAAUCGGCUAAACCAGCUAACAAGACUUUCAAGGACAAGCUUCAGAUAAAAUUGAAACAGUGA
Molecule: messenger RNA, 648 nt
Organism: Quercus robur (English oak)
Lineage: Eukaryota; Viridiplantae; Streptophyta; Magnoliopsida; Fagales; Fagaceae
Exons: 5
Coding region: 1-648 (215 amino acids)
Source: RefSeq, a predicted model, not a curated record